Molecule: messenger RNA, 1518 nt
Organism: Anopheles marshallii
Lineage: Eukaryota; Metazoa; Arthropoda; Insecta; Diptera; Culicidae
Product: cytochrome P450 4d2-like
Exons: 4
Coding region: 1-1518 (505 amino acids)
Molecular function (GO): heme binding; oxidoreductase activity, acting on paired donors, with incorporation or reduction of molecular oxygen; iron ion binding
Source: RefSeq, a predicted model, not a curated record
AUGGUGGUACAGAUUUUGUUAGCUCUUCUGGUGGUGAUCCUCUCGAUCAACUAUCUGCUGGUGCGGCAAAAUUUAAAGUAUGGCCAAAACAUCCCGGGACCAUUGCCACUGCCGAUAGUGGGCUGCUUCUAUCUCUACAUUAAUCUAAAGCCUGAAGACAUAAUCGAUUUCGUGUCGGAGCUGCGAAAUAAGUACGGCAACCUGUUUCGCGUCUGGAUCGGGAACCGGUUAGCACUGUUCUGCACGAACGUAAAGUACAACGAAACCGUACUGAGCAGCCAGAAGCAGAUUCGCAAAAGCGAACUGUACAAAUUUCUCGUGCCAUGGCUAGGGGACGGUUUGUUGCUGAGCACCGGACAGAAAUGGUUCAACAAGCGCAAGAUCCUCACACCAGCAUUUCACUUCAAGAUUUUGGAUCAGUUUAUCGAGGUGUUUCACAAGCAGAGCUGCAUACUGGCUGACCGAUUGCGUCCGGAGGCGAAUGGAUCGUUGGUGAACAUCUAUCCCUACGUGACGCUGGCAGCGUUGGACAUUAUUUGUGAAACGGCAAUGGGUACCUCGAUCAACGCACAAACUGAUGCCGAUUCGGCGUACGUGAAAGCUAUUACGGAGCUAAGCCUGGUGCUUACGGGACGCUUCGUGAAGGUGUGGCAACGGGUGGACUUCCUGUUCAAUCUUUCCGCCGACAAGGGACGGCAGGAUCGGAUCAUUAAGGUGCUGCACGAUUUCACCACGAAGAUCAUUCAAUCCCGUCGGAAAGAGUUGAUGGAGCAGGGAGGCGGUGUGAUUGGUGGUACGGUGGAAGAUGAAGACAUGGCUGACAUAGGUACGAAGCGUCGGAUGGCAUUCUUAGAUGUGCUGCUGCAAGCUACAAUUGAUGGCCGACCGUUAACGGAUAAGGAAAUUCAGGAGGAGGUGGAUACAUUCAUGUUUGAAGGUCACGAUACGACCACGAUUGCGAUUUCAUUUACAUUACUGCUGCUUGCCCGACAUCCGGAGGUACAGGAAAAGGCAUACCAAGAAAUAGUAGACAUCGCAGGAACGGAUCCUUACAAACCGGUUAGCCAUCGUAAUUUGCAAGAUAUGAAGUAUCUGGAGAUGGUGAUCAAGGAGUCACUUCGACUGUAUCCACCGGUACCGAUCAUCGCACGUCGAUUUACCGAGAAUGUUGAGCUAGGGGACAAAAUUGUGCCGGAAGGAUCAAACUUUAACAUCGGCAUCAUGCACAUGCACCGAGAUCCUACCUUGUUUCCCGAUCCGGAGCGUUUCGAUCCCGAGCGGUUCGCACCGGAUCGUACGAUGGAACAGUCCAGUCCGUAUGCUUACGUACCGUUCAGUGCGGGUCCUCGCAAUUGUAUCGGGCAAAAGUUUGCGAUGCUAGAGCUGAAAAGUACUGUAUCGAAGGUUAUUCGUAACUUUAAGCUAACUUCAGCCGGUCCGGAACCAAAGCUAACGAUGCAGUUGACGCUGAAGCCAAGGGAUGGCCUGUACAUUGGAUUCGUUCCACGUGCCCAGUGA